ACAUUGGCGUCUUUAACGACGUACAUCUGUGAUCACUUCUGUGUGAUUUGUUAGUGGAAUAAAAGACAUUUUAACUAAUUUAUUCUUGAUCUAAAUCUAAUCUAGACUCUAUAUCUAUUUCUAGUAUUAGAUUUAGUAAAUAGAUAUAAUAAAAUGGUCCGAAUCACAGAAGAUUUAGUACGGAAGAGAGCUGAACAUAAUGAGUGUCAGAUUUCUACUCUAGAGGAAGUCUCUCUGCAUCAGCAAGAUAUUGAAAAACUUGAAUAUUUAGACAAGUGGUGCCGGGACUUGAAAAUUCUCUACCUUCAGAGCAAUCUCAUACCGAAAAUAGAAAAUGUAAGUCGGCUUAAAAAGUUGGAAUACUUGAAUCUGGCAUUAAAUAACAUUGAAAAGAUUGAAAAUUUGGAAGGUUGUGAAUCUUUAAAAAAAUUGGAUUUGACUGUGAACUUUGUGGGAGAACUUACAUCUAUUGAGUCACUUAAAGAUCUGUACAACUUCAGGGAACUAUUCUUAACUGGCAAUCCAUGUUCUGAUUUUGUGAACUACAGAGAAUAUGUUAUUGGAACAUUGCCACAGUUGCAGUGGCUAGAUGGUGUGGAAAUUGAAAAAUCUGAAAGAAUAAAAGCUAUCCAGAAUUUACCAUUCAUUAGAGGAAGCAUCCUAGAACAACAAGAAAGAUAUAAAAUGAAACGGGCCAGAGAAAAACUAGAAGCUGAGCUCAAGUCUAAAACUGAAGAGAAAAAUCAGGAGACAAAUAUUGACGAUCAUGGCUCAAACAAAGAAAAUAAACCUGGCUUUGAUGGGAGAUGGUAUACAGACAUUAGUGAAAGUGAUAAAACAAAGGAAGAUGUAGAUUCUGACAAAAAAGAAAAAACUGAGAAGACUUAUGAAGAAAAAGUAGAUGAAUUUUGGAAUGAAAAGACUAAGUAUACCCCUGAGUCAAGACUAGAUGUUCACAAUCAUCUCAAAGAAAUAAAAAAUAAGGAUCAGAAAAAAGAUGAAGAGGGGAAAAAGCCUCCUAGAAAAUUGUUUGCAGAUGAUGGUCGACCUUUUAAUGUCAAUGAGCCUAAGGUUGACUUUUCUCUGACUGAAGAUGGUGAACAUUUUUACUUGGAUGUUGCAGUGUUCAAGCAUAUGGACACAUCUUUAUUAGAUUGUGAUGUACAGCCAACAUAUGUCAGAGUUACUUUGAAAGGAAAGAUCCUCCAGCUUUGUUUGACUGAAGAAGUGAAUGGAGAGAAAAGUGUGGCACAGAGAUCUCAGAUAACCGGGCAUCUUGUUAUCACUAUGCCAAAGGCUAAACAGAUUGUACAGCCUGUUAAGCUGAAGCCAGAGCGUGUCAAAGCAAAGGAAUUAGUUAAUAAUAAUCAAUUAAAUAGCAACAAUUAUUUAGAAGUUGAUGCCAGUGUCAGGAAAGGGGUAGAUGUGACCAGGAUUGUGUCAGACAAUGAAGCCAAACAAAAAACUUUUCAAGCUCCUUUUGGCAGUUCGUCAAGAAAAGAAAUAAAAGAACGUGCCAACAGCGAUGACUUUGUUGAUGAUCCCGAUGUGCCACCUUUGCUGUGACACAUUUGAUCAAAUGCUUCCUAACUUAGUCUGAUAUUUGUAAAUAUUAUUUAUUUAAAAUAAAACUGUGUCUUUUGUUUUCUAAUGAAA
Molecule: messenger RNA, 1656 nt
Organism: Biomphalaria glabrata
Lineage: Eukaryota; Metazoa; Mollusca; Gastropoda; Planorbidae
Product: dynein axonemal assembly factor 11-like
Exons: 17
Coding region: 154-1566 (470 amino acids)
Biological process (GO): outer dynein arm assembly
Cellular component (GO): cytoplasm
Molecular function (GO): protein binding
Source: RefSeq, a predicted model, not a curated record